UCUUUAGGAGUGGUUCUUUUGGCGUUGAAUAUUACAAAAAGUGUGGUAAAAUCAAAUAUAAAAAAUAAGUAAAAAAUAAUUCAAAAAACCACUUAUGUGUUUUGAAAAUGCAGCAAAUAAUUACCAAAUGCAUCUUUAUUAUUUUUUUCACAUUUGUACGUUAUGUAUAUGGAUUUGAGAAUAAUGGUAUACCAAUUGGUAUUAUAACUGAUCGCAAUACAGAGCAGUUGCAGAAAACUUUUGAAUAUGCCAUUUCGAAAGCCAAUACCGCUUUGGGUAUACCAUUAGUAGCGUACAAAGAAGAAAUAAGCAGUGGUGACUCAAUUGAUGGAUACACCCGAUUGUGUAAAUUCAUGCAGAAUGGAAUAGGCGCAGUAUUUGGUCCUUCCUCACGUCAAACAUCUAAACAUCUGCGAACUGUAUGUGACGCCAAAGAUGUUCCUUAUAUAUAUCCGCACCUCACUGAACAUUUAGAAGGUUUUAACCUAUAUCCACAUCCAAUGGAUUUGUCACGGAUUCUUCAUGACAUAAUCAAUAUGUUCGAAUGGAAGCGAUUUAUAUUCCUUUAUGAAUCUUCUGAUUAUUUAACCAUUUUAAAUGGUUUAAUGUCAUUAUUUGCCAUCGACGGUCCGGUAAUCAAUGUCUUACGAUAUGAUCUUAAAUUAAACGGGAAUUACAAGGCGGUUUUACGACGUAUACGGAAAUCGGAAGAUGGGCAAAUUGUCGUUGUGGGCUCAACAUUAUCGGUUGCCGAGCUAUUAAGACAGGCUCAGCAAGUUGGAAUUGUAAAUGAUAAAUACUCCUACAUAAUUGGUAAUCUGGAUUUCCACACAUUUGACCUGGAAGAAUAUAAAUAUAGUGAAGCGAAUAUAACCGGAAUCCGUUUGUUCUCCCCAAAUGAUUUUGUGGUUCAAGAUUUAAAAACACAAUUAGGAUACAAUGAAUACGAUAAUGUCAACGGUUCCUCUCCUAUAACUAUAGAAAUGGCCUUAACUUACGAUGCAAUACAGGUUUUCGCUGAAACUACAAAAAAGCUUGUGUACAAUCCUCAACCUCUGAACUGUUCCGAGUAUAGUGAUCAUGUGCAGCCUGAUGGAUCAACAUUCAAGAACUACAUGCGCUCGAUCAACAUUAAUGACAAAACCAUAACAGGGCAUAUAUACUUCAACGGUGAUAUACGCAAAGGUUAUAUCCUGGAACUCGUAGAGCUUCAACCAAGUGGACUUGUCAAAGUUGGCACUUGGGAUGAACGUAACAAUUUGACUAUUCAGCGUCAACCUAUAACUGAAUUAUGGAGUGAGAUCGACUCCAAUUCAUUAGUUAAUAAAACAUUUCGCGUUCUGAUUUCAGUGCCAAAUAAACCAUAUGCUAGUUUAAUAGAGAGUCAUGAGAAAUUGGUUGGCAACGAUCAAUAUGAAGGUUACAGCAUAGACUUAAUAAAGAACCUCGCUGCAAAAUUAGGUUUCAACUACACUUUCAUAGACGGUGGCACGGAUUAUGGUAGUUAUAAUAAAACCACAAAUACGACUUCGGGAAUGAUGAAAGAGAUAUUAGAAGGUAGGGCGGAAUUAGCCAUUUCGGAUUUGACAAUUACAUCAGAACGGGAAGAAAUCAUUGAUUUCUCUAUACCAUUCAUGAAUUUAGGUAUUGCGAUUUUGUAUGUUGCACCGAAAAAGAAAAAUACUGAUAUUUACUCAUUCAUGGAUCCCUUCUCUGGAGAGGUGUGGGUUUAUUUGGGUCUUGUUUAUAUUGGAGUUUCAUUCUGCUUUUUCAUAUUGGGACGACUAUCACCAACGGAGUGGGAUAAUCCAUAUCCUUGCAUUGAAGAACCCGAUGAGCUGGAGAAUCAAUUUACAUUAAAUAACUCAUUUUGGUUUACUACUGGCGCGUUUUUACAACAGGGUUCCGAGAUAGCACCAAAGUCACUAUCCACACGUACGCUUGCGUCAAUUUGGUGGUUUUUUACUUUAAUUAUACUAUCUUCAUAUACUGCCAACUUAGCUGCUUUCCUUACCAUCGAGAAACCCAUUGGACUCAUUGACGAUAUAAAUGACUUAGCCAACAACGAAGGAGGUGUGGAAUAUGGCGCUAAAAAAACUGGUUCCACGAGAAGUUUCUUUUUGACCUCCGAGCAUGAUGUAUACAAAAAAAUGAAUGAAUUUAUGACGAAAAAUCCGCAUUUAUUAUUUGAAACGAACCUAGAAGGUGUACAACGUGUUAAAUCUUCUACAACAUAUGCUUUUCUAAUGGAAUCUACGUCGAUUGAAUAUCACAUUAUGCGUGAGUGUGAUCUAAAGAAAAUUGGGGAACCACUUGAUGAAAAGGGAUAUGGCAUCGCAAUGGUUAAAAAUUUCCCAUUCCGCGAUAAACUCAACAACGCAUUGUUAGAGCUGCAAGAGCAAGGGGCUUUGGCUCGCUUAAAAAACAAAUGGUGGAAUGAAGUUGGCGCCGGCGUUUGUAAGAAAAAGUCUGACAGUGGAGAGUCUGCUCCAUUGGAUUUAAGUAAUUUAGGUGGUGUAUAUUUGGUACUUGGUAUUGGAAGUGGCGUAUCUCUAAUUUAUGGAGUAGUCAUGUGGUGCAUAUAUGUCGCAAGAAAAGCUAGAUACUUUGAGGUGCCUUUUGGAGCAGCCUUUUUGGAAGAGCUGCGAGUCGCAAUGGAUGUUGCUAACAAUGAACGCAUUCUUAAAAGCGAUCAAUCUAUAUAUUCGCGUAGUAGGAAUUCUCUCGCUUCCAUUGACUCAAUACGAACAGAUUCAGAAUUAGAAAAUAGUUUAGAAAGUGAUUAAUAGGCUAACGUUUUUCUGUUCUACAACUUGUUAAAAUAUAAAUAAAUAAAAGAUGUCUAUC
Molecule: messenger RNA, 2847 nt
Organism: Ceratitis capitata (Mediterranean fruit fly)
Lineage: Eukaryota; Metazoa; Arthropoda; Insecta; Diptera; Tephritidae
Product: glutamate receptor ionotropic, kainate 2
Exons: 15
Coding region: 108-2786 (892 amino acids)
Biological process (GO): modulation of chemical synaptic transmission; monoatomic ion transport; synaptic transmission, glutamatergic
Cellular component (GO): plasma membrane; postsynaptic membrane
Molecular function (GO): transmitter-gated monoatomic ion channel activity involved in regulation of postsynaptic membrane potential; glutamate-gated receptor activity
Source: RefSeq, a predicted model, not a curated record